UAAAAAAUUAUUUUAGUUAGUGAUAUUAUUUAACUUCAGCCCAACAGUCUAAUAUUUUAUAUAGAACACUAUUUGAAACAAGGUUGGGCCCCUCUUUAUACUAAUCAAGCAAUGGCGGGAACAACUAGUUUUGCUCAAAAAUUGGGUAAUUCUGUUAAGAAAGUGUCAGAGAACAAAUCUUCAAGCUGGUGGUACAAUCAUCACAUGCGUGCUGCAUCUCGUGCCAUUUCUCAGCGUAUCCCGCUUGUUGAUUUUGUGCUUGAAGUCAGAGACGCUAGGGUUCCGGUGUCAUCGGAAUAUGGGUCAUUGAGAUACUUCCCAUCUUCAUCCAGGAACAUAAUCAUCCUGAACAAAAUGGAUCUCGCAAGUCACUCGAAAACAAAGGAAUGGAUGGCUUACUUUAAGGAGCAAAAUUACAUAACUUAUGCUAUCAAUUCUCAUAACAAGGACAAUAUCAAGGAGUUUUUGAACUUUCUUCAAGCUAAAAUUAGAGACUUAAGAAGGAACAUGCAUUUGAGUAACACUCUCACAACUACAGUGAUGCUGGUUGGAAUUCCAAACGUUGGGAAAUCUGCUUUUGCAAACUCUUUGCAUCAAAUAGGACGAGUUACCGCUGCAGAAAAGGGUAAGUUAAAACAAGCCAAAGUGAGUCCACAUCCGGGGGAGACAAAAGAUAUUAUAAGUUUAAAGAUCGCGAGUCAUCCUAAUGUAUAUAUCUUGGACACCCCUGGAAUUUUGCCUCCCGAGAUUGCUGACGUUGAACGAUCAUCCAAAUUGGCUUUAACUGGAGCUAUUGCUGACUAUCUGUUUGACCAGUCAGAGCUUGCUCAAUAUUUUCUCUCUAUACUCAAUCUCAGUCAUGAAUACAAGAAAUGGGGAAAAAUUUCAGAGUCAGACAAGGAGAAUCAAAUUAUGAACGACCAUACGCAGGAUUUAGUUGUUCAGGCUGUUCGUCGAGCUUUAUUUGAGGAGAUCUCAGCCUUUGAUGGUAACCUGGAAGACGAGAAUGAUAUGGUACAACUGAUUGAAGCACAGUUUACAACCCUGAGAAAAGUUUUCAAUGUAAAUUCUGAUUCGUUUGAUACUGCUAAUAACAUAGUUGCUUCCAAGCUUGUUAAUCUGUAUCGUACGGGUAGACUUGGUCAUUAUACUUUGGAUAGCCUACCAAGGACAAAUUAUUAGAAUUUACAUGGACCAUUUAUCAUUAUCUAUGUAUUUUAUUUUUAUUACAUC
Messenger RNA from Helianthus annuus (common sunflower), 1233 nucleotides. RefSeq names its product DAR GTPase 2, mitochondrial. The transcript has 8 exons. The record is from RefSeq and is a predicted model, not a curated record. The coding region runs from base 112 to 1182 and encodes 356 amino acids. Gene Ontology annotation, cellular component: mitochondrion. Lineage: Eukaryota; Viridiplantae; Streptophyta; Magnoliopsida; Asterales; Asteraceae. Gene Ontology annotation, molecular function: GTPase activity; GTP binding.